AUGGUACGGGAAUUCGGGAUUGGAAAUGGGACGGGACGAGACGGGACAGGACGGGACGGGAAUUGUGCCCACCCCGAGUACUCUUGGCACCGACAAAUCCUCUUCACUAUUUCUGUCUCGACCGUUCUUUUCUCUGAUUGCCACAUUAAUGAGAUUUGCGGAGUUCUUGAGGACCAACAUCCCGUUUCUCUAAAACCAAAAAAAAAACAUCCUGUUUCUCGCCUUCACCCUGCCGGAAUUGGCAACAUAUGCACCAGAUUUUUCUCACCUCAUGUGAAUCUCAUGAUGGCUUUGCAGACUCCUCCUCAUAAGUUUUUGGAUCCGUCGGACUCAUGGUUUACUUCUCAAUCUUUGGCUUGUCUCUUGCUUGAAGUCCCUUUAUCCUCCUCUUACACUCUGCCUCCAGCCAGUUUCUUCGAUUCUCCACCGCUCCUUUCAUCCAAAGUUGCUCCAAAUCGAGACUCUAUCAGCCCGCUAUGCCCUAAGUCUUUCUGA
Molecule: messenger RNA, 495 nt
Organism: Microthlaspi erraticum
Lineage: Eukaryota; Viridiplantae; Streptophyta; Magnoliopsida; Brassicales; Brassicaceae
Source: the annotation of a GenBank genome assembly